GAAGCAUAGUAAUAAACAAAUCACUCAUAUAUAUAUACACACAGAGAGAUAUAUAGGCCAUAUAUUGCUGAAGAUCAUGAACUGCUGUGGACAAUGGAGCUUUGUUAUUGCAAUGGUAGCUGUCAACUUUGCAUUUGCUAUAACAAAUGCCCUUUACAAAAUGAUUCUCAAUGAAGGAAUGAGUGGUUUAAUCAUCUUAAUAUAUCGUCACUCGAUUUCCGUGAUUUGUUUAACACCGAUCGCCUUCUUUCGAGAAAGAAAAAGUAGACCAAAGCUCACACCUAGUAUCAUGUGCCAGCUCUUCUUUAACGCUCUUAUAGGUUUAGUUUUGACACAAUAUUUUUUCCUUCUUGGACUUCAAUAUACUUCACCAACAUUCACAUGUGCAUUCCUAAAUAUAGUCCCUGCAAUCACCUUGGUUUUGGCUCUACCGUUCGGGCUCGAGAAAGUGAACAUCGGAAAUAAGCCGGGGAAAGCAAAGGUUGUUGGCACAUUGGUUUGUAUUAGUGGAGCUAUGGUAUUGACACUUUACAAAGGAAGAACAUUGGUGGGAUCAUCCAAUUCAAGUGACAAUAAUACAACGGUAGUAGCAACAAAGAAGAAAGACCGAUGGGGCAUCGGUCCGAUAUUCCCGAUGGCAGGUGCCGUAUGUUUUUCGUCGUGGUUCCUACUUCAAUCGAGGAUUGGAAAAGUGUACCCUUGCAAAUAUUCAAGCACCGCCUUAAUGUCUUUGUUUAGUGCAUUUCAAUCAACCAUAUUAGGGUUGAUAACAGAGAGGGAGUUUACUAAAUGGAUUUUGAAGGAUGAACUUGAAGUAACAACAGUCAUAAUUGCAGGAAUAGUGGCAUCAGGAUUAUGCUAUGUGGGAAUGUCAUGGUGUGUGGAACAUAAGGGUCCAGUCUUCACUUCAGCUUUCAGUCCAUUGGUGCAAAUAUUUGUAGCAAUGUUUGAUUUCUCCAUUUUACAUGGAAAAAUCUACUUGGGGAGUGUCAUUGGAUCAAUCUUAAUUGUAAUUGGUUUAUAUAUACUGCUAUGGGGAAGAAACUCUGAGGCACAAGAAAUGAAGCAACCUCAAGAAGGAGAAGAAAAAGACUGUAAUGUAAGGUCACAAGUCUAACAAAAAUCUCUGGUUUUAGAUUAGAUGCUUAAUAAUUUACUUUUGUUAGUUAAUCGAGCGCUAAUUUAAUUAAGUAAUGACUAAAAUAUUCAUAUUUCACAAAGUGAAUUAUGGGUCAAAUUCUAUUACUAGAUCUUAUACUUUGUAUAAGUUGCAGUCCUUGUACUUUUAGAAUAUGAAAAUUUUAGUCCUGACCAAAUAAUAGCUAUUAAAUUCAUUAA
Messenger RNA from Gossypium arboreum, 1338 nucleotides. RefSeq names its product WAT1-related protein At3g30340-like. Gene Ontology annotation, molecular function: transmembrane transporter activity. The record is from RefSeq and is a predicted model, not a curated record. Gene Ontology annotation, cellular component: plasma membrane. NCBI's taxonomy places the organism in Eukaryota, Viridiplantae, Streptophyta, Magnoliopsida, Malvales, Malvaceae. Bases 77 to 1117 code for a protein of 346 amino acids. The transcript has 5 exons.